Molecule: messenger RNA, 2409 nt
Organism: Hordeum vulgare subsp. vulgare (domesticated barley)
Lineage: Eukaryota; Viridiplantae; Streptophyta; Magnoliopsida; Poales; Poaceae
Exons: 12
Coding region: 142-2169 (675 amino acids)
Source: RefSeq, a predicted model, not a curated record
CACACCACUCUGCUCUUGCCAUUUCCGUCUACAAAAACCCUCGAUCCACCCACGGCCAGCCAGCCAGCAAGCCGCCACCGCAAAGCCGCACAGGAUCCCAAGCCCGAAACCCUAGAGAUCGGUCCGGCCGGCGGAGGCAAAAUGUCGGGUCAGGGCGCCGGCAUGUCGGGCGGCAGAAGGGGAGCAGGGGAGGAGCUGGCGGAGGAGGAAGCGGUGCCAAUGGAGGACGCCGUGAAGAUGCUCGUGGAGCACCUCGUCAAGCCCGCUCUGCCGCGCGGGGCGGUCUACGGCGCCGCCCAGGGCGAGCGCUACAUGACGCCGGACAAGCAACGCGCCGUCGCGCAGCAGAUUCACACGGCUAUCAUUUUGUACAACUACUACCACAGGAAGAUGUCUCCGCAGCUUGCUUUUGCAGAUGCCAAACGGUUUUUUAAGUGUGCUUCUCUUUCUGUUGGAGAAGAUCUGCUCGCAUACUUGAGCAUGGUCCACGAGCGUGAGAACAAUUCUGGCAAGCAUGCCAAGUUAUCUAUUACUGACAAAGCAGCACUACAGGCAUGUGAGAUCGCUGAAGAACUCGACGCGAGCAAACAUUCUCCAGACUUGACAACGUGGCAAAUAUCAAAAGUUGCUGUGCUUCUUCUCGACCCGACAAGAAAAAAAUGUUUGGUUGACUAUAGUGCUGAUACCAAGGGUAUAUGGUCAAUCAUAGAGAAGGAAUUAGAUGCGCCAGCUGGUAAUUCACACAGUACGAACCAGCCAGCAGGCCAGGAAUCGACAGCUAAAGGGAACGUUGGUGCUUCACAUACACCAAUUAUGCUUCAGCGACAAGCAUAUUCAGAGGUGGAGCGUAGAACAGGUAUGAAGGCCUCAAACUUUCGUCUUGUUGAUGAAACCUUGGCAUACUCAUUGAGUAAAGAAAGGGCAGCUACCAAGGUAUUCAUUGUGGAGUAUGGGCAAACCAUGAAAGGCAACCUUGAGGAAAUGUCUCUAGAAGAGUUGAUUACCAGUAUGACUGGUCCGCUAUUUGUGAAUGAUCCAUUUCCAAAAACGACAUCUGUAGUUGAGUACUAUCACAUUCUUCCAUACAAAGAGAUUUUGUCUCAACUCCUCCACAGGAAAUGGUCUUCUGGUUCUUCACCAAACGAGCAAUCACGUCGACAUGGAAAAGGUUCAUUUCACUCCGUAAUAGAUGAAAAUGUGGAAGAGCAAGAUGAGAAUAGCACGUCUAAGCUGCAAAAACGGAUUACAAAAGUGUCAACUCCAAAGCAAAGCAAACAAGCAAUUGGUGCCAGCAAGCACAAGAAAAGCAGCAAAAGAAAAUCUGAAGCCUCCAUGGCUGCAGCUGAUGCCUGUGCAGAGAGUCCGGAUAGUGAGAUUCCCACAAUAAAACAUGUUAUUGAGGUGGAAACUUCAAAACCCAUGACCAAGUCAAGAAAAACAGAAGCUGCAGCAACAGCAGCAAGUGGAGAAACUAAAAUCCUACAAGCGGGUGUUCAAGUGGAGAAGAACAAAACACAGGAGCAGUCUAAAUGUGACAAUAUGCCCCAAGAUGUCUUUCCUACAGAGGCACCGCAUGCUGAUGUAGUGAAGAACCGCAUUUUGGAAUGCGAAAAUAUGGAUUUGUCAGGAAAGCCAGGCGGCACCACUGAGUACAACGAUGAUGACCAGAUAGAGGAUUCACUGCGAUCAAUUCAGAAAAUACGGGAUGAAAUUCUUCGCAAGGAAAGCAUACUUCAAGAACGAAGUGCUCAGUGUGAUAUGGACAUCCAGACACUCUUGAGUGAAGGAAAGAUGACACCUAAAGCUGUACCAAUAAUAAGUAAAUACAAGGAAACUUGCUCAGAUAUGACGGAAGUUGCCAAUUCGUCUUGCUCUGGAGAUGGUGGCCAAUCCAUCACUAAGAGGAAGAGAUUGAGGGAGGCACUCCUACGGCACAAUUCAUACGAGGACCUUUAUGAGAUCUGCCGUGGGGCCCAUUGGAUAUUCCCAAGAUACACAGUAGUACCUUCAGUAUCAGAUGGAAUGUACCACGCCAGCGUACGUUUGAGAUGCCCUGAUUUUGAGAUGAGCAUCACUGGUGGUCUUCGUCCUACCCCACACGAGGCGAAGUGCUCUGCAGCUGCCAAUAUGAUACUGGAGCUUCACAGGAAGGCGGAGCAAGAACAGUAGGGUACCUGACGCAAAACCACCUUGUUAAACUCCAGAAUCCGGGAAAUUGCAGGUAGCUGGAACCAGUUGUUUAGUCAUUGCAACUUUGAAUAAGAAUUCUUGAGAUACCUAAUCGUGUUGGUACCUUGUUUAGCUAUUUACCUUCCGGAGGUUGACUCCUUGUGUUGUUGUUGGUAUUAUGGCUGAUUACUAAGGUCGUGAUAAAUCCCAGACUGUUAUUUCAAAAUUCUGUGACGCUUC